Messenger RNA from Closterium sp. Yama58-4, 3435 nucleotides. Lineage: Eukaryota; Viridiplantae; Streptophyta; Zygnematophyceae; Desmidiales; Closteriaceae. The record is from the annotation of a GenBank genome assembly.
AUGCACCAGCGGGACCUUGUUGCUGGUCUUCCCAGGGUGCUCCCUCCCCUUCCCGACUCGCCUGCUCCUCCCUGUAUUCCCUGUGUCGAGGGACGGCAGCGCGCCGCUCCUCACUCCUCCUCCUUUCCCCCGACGACUGCUCCCUUGCAGACGCUCCACAUGGACGUGUGGGGCCCAGCCCACGUCCGUGGUCAGGGUCAGGAGAGGUACUUCCUGAUUCUUGUUGACGACUUCUCGCGCUACACCACGGUCUUCCCCUUGCGCGCCAAGGGUGACGUCCCUGAUGUCUUGAUCCCUUGGAUCCGCAGAUCUCGUCUCCAGCUCCGUGAGCGUUUCCGCUCCGACUUCCCUGUCCUGCAUCUGCACUCUGACAGAGGUGGGGAGUUUUCCUCUGGCCUAUUGGAGGCCUUCUGUCAGCAGGAGGGCAUUGAGCAGUCGUACACGCUUCCGGCCUCUCCACAGCAGAAUGGGGUUGCUGAGCGCCGCAUUGGUCUGGUCAUGGAGGUCGCUCGUACCUCCUUGAGCCAUGCGGCUGCCCCCCAUUUUCUGUGGCCGUUUGCAGUCCGAUACGCUGCGCAUCAGCUCAACCUCUGGCCCCGUGUCUCCUUGCCCGAGACUUCUCCGACACUGCGUUGGACGGGAGAGGCUGGCGAUGCGUCGCGUUUUCGGGUCUGGGGAUCCCGAGCUUUUGUCCGCGACACGUCCGCGGACAAGCUCUCCCGUCGCGCUGUCCCCUGCGUCUUCCUUGGCUUUGUCCCGGACGCCCCUGGCUGGCAGUUCUACCACCCCACCUCGCGUCGUGUCCUGGCCUCUCAGGACGUCACUUUUGACGAGUCCGUCCCCUACUACCGCCUCUUCCCCUACCGCACUGCCCCGCUCCCCCCCCGCCUCUCUUCCUCGCUCCAGGUAGACCCGGGUGAGCCUGUCGAGGUAGCUGUUGACUCUCGUCCUGCUAGGGGUGCUGAGCCUGGGGGUGCUGCGUCUAGGGGUGCUGAGCCUGGGGGUGCUGCGUCUGGGGGUGCUGAGCCUGGGAGUGCUGAGUCUGGGGGUUCGGAGCCUGGGGGUGCUGAGUCAGGCGGUGCGGAGUCUGGAGGUGCUGAGCCUGGGGGUGCUGAGUCUGGGGGUACUGAGCCUGGGGGUGCUGAGCCUGAGCGUGCUACACCUGGAGGAGCCCUCUCCUCCCAGCAGCUGCAGGAGAGGUACCUCGAGUACUGCCGCCUCCGGAGAGGUGCUACUGGAGCUCGUCCCGGUACUUCCCCUCCUACCCAGGAGCUCCCCCCCAUUCAGCAGAUCCGCGAGUGGUACACACGGCGCUGCAGUCUUCGGAGUGGUGCUCCUGGUGCUGCGGACCCUGGGGGUGGCGCUGCUGCUGGUGCUGAGGACCCGGACGUUGGAGCUGCUGCUGGUGCUGCGGACCCGCCUGGUGGAGCUGCUGCUGGUGCUGGAGGACUGGACGGUGGCGCUGCUGCUGGUGCUGAGGACCCGGACGGUGGAGCUGCUGCUGGUGCUGAGGACUCGGACGCUGGAGCUGAGGACCCGAGCGGUGGCGCUGCUGCUGCUGCUGAGGACCCGGGCGUUGGAGCUGCUACUGGUGCUGAGGACCCGGCCGGUGGAGCUGCUGCUGGUGCUGUGGACCCGGCCGCUGGAGUCUCCUCUGCUUCUGGAGACGCUGCGCGGCCGCGACCGUACUUCGUACCGCUCCUUCAGCAGGUUCUUGGGCAGGCUCCUCCUCCUUGUCCUCCUCCCUCCGUAGAGUGUCCUCCGCCUGUCCAGCCGCAGUCACAGUUACCGCCUACCUCGCCUCUCCCUGCUCCCUCUCCUUACACUGGUCCCACAGGAGGUCUUACAGAGCGUCGUGAGCCUGAGUCUCGUCCUGCGUCGCCUGUUCGUCCUGCUCGCACUGGUAGUCGUGUCCGUCGUGAGCGUCCUCCUCCUGUCCCAGGCACUCACUACAUGACUCUGCGUCCCUCUACUGCUCCUCAGCGUGUCCCUCUACCGUCUCCUCCUGCGUCCUCUUUGCCUCACGUUCCGGACCCUGAGUCUGACCGGUACCGUGCUGAGCACCCUACUGUCACGCGUCUCCUCGCUACUGUUGUCACUGACCCUACCUUUGAGUCCUCGACUGCGUCUGCUCUGGUCGCUGAGUUGGUUGACUUUGCUGCCAGCCUUGUUGCUGAGUCUGAGUCUGAGUCUGUCUGUCCUCUGUCCGUCGGGGGUGAGCGUGCUCUUGGCACGGACGUCCUUGAGGACAGACAGGAGGAGUUCCAGUGUCUUGCUGCUGCUUUGCCCCGUCUCGUGUCCUUGCUAGUUGCCCCUGAGGGAGACCCGGAUGCACCAGACAUCCCGACCCCGCGCACUUACGCUGAGGCGAUGGCAGGUCCCUACUCCUCUCAGUGGCAGACAGCCAUGGACGCCGAGAUGGCUUCCUGGAAGUCCACACGCACCUACGUCGACGAGGUUCCCCCUCCUGGGGCGAACAUUGUCAGUGGCAUGUGGAUUUUCAGGGUGAAGCGGCCGCCGGGUUCUCCGCCUGUCUUCAAGGCACGUUACGUGGCUCGAGGCUUCAGUCAGCGAGAGGGAGUUGACUUCUUCCAGACCUUCUCCCCCACCCCGAAGAUGACUAUUCUUCGGGUGCUGCUGCACAUAGCCGCUCACCGCGACUACGAGCUUCACUCACUUGACUUCAGCACUGCUUUCUUGCAGGGCAGCCUGCACGAGGAGAUCUGGCUGCGCCGCCCACCUGGCUUCACUGGGUCGUUUCCUCCUGGUACCCAGUGGAGGCUUCAGCGGCCGGUCUACGGUCUCCGCCAGGCUCCGCGUGAGUGGCACGACACACUGAGGACUACACUUGCGGCUCUUGGGUUCGCUCCUUCUACUGCUGACCCGUCGCUGUUUCUACGCACCGACACCUCGCUACCGCCGUUCUACAUCCUCGUGUACGUCGACGACUUGGUCUUUGCCACUGCUGACACCGCGGCACUCGCCCACGUGAAGUCGGAGCUGCAGAGGAGACACACGUGCACAGACCUGGGUGAGCUGACAAGCUAUCUUGGCUUGCGGAUCACCCGGGACAGAGCACGGCGCACCAUCACCCUGACUCAGUCACACAUGGUGCAGCAGGUUCUCCAGCGCUUCGGCUUCACGUACUCCUCGCCUCAGUCCACUCCUCUGCCUACCGGUCACUCGCUCUCAGCUCUGCCUUCGGAUGAGUCCGUAGAGCCGAGUGGCCCGUAUCCAGAGCUUGUGGGCUGCCUCAUGUACCUGAUGACCUGCACUCGACCUGACCUUGCAUACCCUCUUAGCAUCCUUGCACGCUAUGUCGCUCCUGGCCGUCACAGGAAGGAGCACAUGGAUGCCGCUAAGAGGGUGUUGCGCUACUUGUGCAGUACGUCGGGCAUGGGGCUUGUGCUUGGAGGUGUUGGUGUAAGGGCCUAA